UUUUUUCCCCCUAUUUUUACUACAGGUGAAAGCUCUAAAAGAGAAGGUUGAGAAGGAGAAAGGUGGCGACUAUCCAGCAGUAGGCCAGAAGUUAAUUUAUGCAGGUAAAAUCCUUCAAGAUGACACAACCCUCGAAUCAUAUAACAUUGAUGACAAGAAGUUUUUAGUUAUUAUGGUAACAAAGCCCAAGGCACCUCCUCCGCCUGUUGGUCCAACUGACCCCACUAUUGUAGAAAGUGAGGAGACUCCUGCAGAGGAACCAACUGCCACCACUGAAUCUUCCUCACAGGUCCAAUCCAUCAUUGCUGGAUGCAUUCAUCCAGCAAAUUGGCCAAACAAAUCCGCAGCUACUUCAGGUGAUCCAGCAAAACCAGGAGGCCUUUGUGCGUAUGCUGAAUGAAGGUGGCAGUUCUGGAGGUGGUAGCACAGGAGGUGGUAGUGGUAAUCAAGGUGGAGAUGGCAGUGGUGGCCGUGCUGCUCCUGGACAAAAUGCAAUCCUUGUCUCCCCUCAGGAUAGAGAUGCCAUUGAAAGGCUGAAAGCUCUAGGUAAUUUCCCUGAAGAUGUGGUAAUCCAAGCUUACUUUGCCUGUGAGAAGAAUGAGAACCUCGCUGCAGAGUUUCUCUUCAGUCAGACUUGGGAUUAGGUUAUACUUGUACCCUCUCUUUAACAAAUUAUAAGUUAAUUUAGAAUAUGAAAUCUCUUGUUAAGUGCACAGCUAAGCUAUGGGCUGAUUUCCAGUGGCUUGUUAUCUCGAAAUUGUCCAAAGAAAGUCAAUUACAGAUUUUCAUAUAUCAAAACCUGAGUUCAUACAUGUUAGGAGACCCUGUGUUUGGUGCAGGUAACUGACCAGCACUAACUGUUAUGUGGUUGUAUGCUUCAAACACCUAUGCUGCCACUCCUUUGUGUAUAUAAUGUGUGUGAGAUCGCUUUCAUGCAGAUUCAAUAUGUUACUAUUAAGAGGUAAAAAGAAUUUGAGUUUUAAUUACCUUGUCCUAUGCUACUGACAUGACACUGGUAUCAGCUGGUAGUGCACUGUCCAGUGAUAGUGGGAAAGUUUUAUCUGAACUAUUUACAGGGAUUCCAUCAAACAAUAUUUUCUACUGUUUGUGUUCCCCAUUUAUGACUUUUUAGUCUGGAUUAACCUUAAUAAUUUUUUGAAAGAAAAGGAUUUAAGUUGCAUCUUAUGAGGUAAUUUCAGCCAUACAUCAUAGUCUUCAUAGGUGAUAUCCAUUAUGACAUAGAAAAGAUCAGACAAAUACAAGACUCAGGUUUGUGAAGGCAGUGACAUCAUAUAACUAUGUAUUCUAUCUUUUGCUUUACACACAUGUAUGGCGUAGCAGCUGGCUUGCCCUCUGAGUAAAGAAAAUUGCAGCAAAAGGCUUCUCUGUGAGAAACAAGAUUUGUAUAGUAUUACUUGCUCAAUUUUCAUAAUGUUUUGCUGUCAUUUGAUAUUUGUAUAAAAGUUUCUUGAAAGUUUCAUCCUUUAAAUUUGAGAUAAGUUAUUAAAUGUGGGACUGCUAUAUUUUUUGCUUAUGUUGGUAAGAUUUUAUGGUGAGCAGUUUUUUUUUUAAACUGCCAGCAGUUUCCUAAUAAGGUAUUCUUGUCCUGUCUGAAGCUUUUACAGCACAUUAGCAGCACACUUAUGAGUGAAACUGAGAAUUCAUGUUCAUUAUUAAGUUUCUGUUAGAGCUAGUUUCCCCCCUCCCUCCCCCACAUCUGUCCUUUAUGCAUGGAAUGUUGCUUGAGGCAUGCAGUGCAACAUUUGCUCUUAAAACUUCCUUGAAGAUUCAGAACACAUACAAAAAGUUAUAUUUCUCUGAGCACCUGCAGAUAUCUAGAUGAGGUUAGAAGAAAAAAAGUGUUGAGGGUAAGUAAGUAAUGGUUAAUGUCAUAAAACAGCAGUUUAAUGAUAGUGAUAAUGACUCUAAAGAGAAAGGAUAUCCAUUCAAAACAAAGACUAAGGUGUGUAAGAAAUUUACCAGCAAAAUAAUUUUAACUUGAAAAAAAUAUGGGUUUCCUCUAUAUAUUCUGUCCGAGCUUCUGGCGCUCUCUACUCAUUACCUCAGCUGCUCAUGAGUUCUGCCAUUGGUGUGCUAAAUGCCAGAAGCGUUAAUAUCACCCAGAUAGAAUAAGUUGCCACUCAUGCUCUCCCUAGGCCUUACUUUAAUAGGGAAGCAUUUUGUAAAAAUAUUUGUUAAUAUUUCUUGUGAAGAGGAAUACAACCAGCAGGUUAA
Messenger RNA from Penaeus vannamei (Pacific white shrimp), 2235 nucleotides. The record is from RefSeq and is a predicted model, not a curated record. NCBI's taxonomy places the organism in Eukaryota, Metazoa, Arthropoda, Malacostraca, Decapoda, Penaeidae.